AAAAAACCCCUUCUUCCUUUCUUUUUUUUUUCAAACACAUAGGGCCGGCCGGCCAAUCCUCCGUCGUCGCCAGUGCCGUCGCCGGUCACCAACCGCCUUCGCCGUUGUCGGGAAAAUCCUUAAAACACCAAAAUAUUCCUUUCGACCUCCUGAGUUUAGAUCUGAGGUCCUUUUCACCAAAAGAAUUCCGAAAUCCCCAGAUCUGCUAAGGGAAGUUUCGGUGAAACUAUAACUUUUAGUGUUCUGACUCUUUUUUUUUUUAAACUAACUCUUUUUUUUUUCUUCUUCGUGCAGGAAGCUCGGUGCUGGGUUCUCAGGAGAAAUAGUUAAAAGAAUUAUAUUGGGUAAUUUCCAUUUCCAUGAACUGAACAGAGGAUGAUUACUAGGCGUUGCUUUUAUAGUGGUGCCCCACGGCCUUGGCUGUUUGUGGGCUUAGGCAACCCUGGCGAUAAAUAUAAAGGAACUAGACAUAAUGUGGGUUUGGAGAUGAUUGACACAUUUGCUGAAGCUCAAGGAAUUGAAAUGAAUACCCUUAACUGCAAGGCUAUCUUUGGACAAGGUUUUGUGGAUGAUGCACCCAUUCUUCUUGCAAAGCCUCAGACUUACAUGAACUUGAGUGGGGAAUCUACUGGACCCCUUGCAGCUUACUACAAGCUACCGCUUAAUCGAGUAAUUGUGUUUCAUGAUGACAUGGACUUACCAUGCGGAGUGCUUCGUCUUCAAGACAAAGGAGGUCAUGGGAGCCAUAAUGGGCUGAAGAGUAUAAUCUAUCAUUUUCGGGGAAACAGAGAGUUUGUACGGCUACGAAUUGGUAUUGGUAGGCCGCCAGGUCAGAUGGAUCCUAAGGCAUUCUUGCUGCAAAAGUUUAAUGCAUCGGCUCGAGAACGAAUUGAUACGGCUUUGCAAGAGGGAGUUGAUGGAUUGAAGCUUGUUUUAUCUAAAGGGUUGACAGAGAGUGCAAGAUGCUUCAACACCGCACAAAAGUACAAGCAUAUAAGAUUGCAAAACAUGCCAAUCUGAAGAAUGUUGGGAUGGGAUCAUCCGUAUAAACAUGUCUUUACAUUAUUCUCAUAUAGGGAGUCCUGUAGAUUUUGAGACAAUUUUGAAAGUAUUCUAUUUUUCUUAGCUUCAAAACAGAAAUGGAGUGAAGUUUGCAGCAUAUUCUUGUUUUGACAUAGCAGAAUAACGGACAGCAGUAGCUUUCUCAUAUAUCUGGUAAUAAUUCUGUCUGUGGUUUAGUUCAAAGUAAGAAACAGACACUAUUUUAGCCUACUAUAUUUGUAGUUUUUACAGUUCUACAGGUUCAUCUAGGGAAAGUUUUAAUUCUUGUAGUUGUUGAUCAAGUUCAGAUGCAGGCAUCCAUAGCCCUUCAAGUUUUUAAGGUAUUCUCACUAAUAUGGUGGAACAUUUACACUUGCAGAUUAUGAGAACUUUUAGCCUAUUGCUCAAAUUCUGAAUCUUUUCCAGGUUAUUGAGGCUGAUGCUCAACCUAGCAAUUUAUGUACAUGUCAUGGGUUUGUUCGGUGGUUAGUGUCUGCAAACAGUGUUCUUUGGAGGGAUAGAAGCCUUACUUAUUAGUCUAAUGUUUGGCAGUAUGUGGGCAUUAGGAAAUAAGCAUCUAAUUAGCAAUAUAAAAUGAGAAAAUUUAUACUUGAAUGCCUUUUUGUUGCUUGCAAGAAUACAGUGUCAAAAGUUUAUCUUGAGAAUAUUAUUGAACUUGCAUUUGAUGACAUCACACCAAAAGGCUCUAAUUUUCCAUCAAUUCAAGGUGAGAAUAUGAUUUCAUAUUCUUGGCCAUAAUGUUGGUAGAGUAACUCUUUUUUUGUUCUAAUCAUUGUUGCUAAAGGGGUUGGGUAUUUCAAGCUUGGCAAAAGCUGGAUUUAUCUAAAGCAA
Messenger RNA from Durio zibethinus, 1893 nucleotides. Lineage: Eukaryota; Viridiplantae; Streptophyta; Magnoliopsida; Malvales; Malvaceae. The record is from RefSeq and is a predicted model, not a curated record.